This is a messenger RNA of Anopheles aquasalis, 959 nucleotides long. Its product is annotated as heat shock factor-binding protein 1. Lineage: Eukaryota; Metazoa; Arthropoda; Insecta; Diptera; Culicidae. The record is from RefSeq and is a predicted model, not a curated record. Gene Ontology annotation, biological process: cellular heat acclimation. Gene Ontology annotation, molecular function: transcription corepressor activity. Gene Ontology annotation, cellular component: cytosol; nucleus.
UUACAGCAUCAAUUUUGGCCACUCCGGCACACUCCGCGCCCACCGUUGUUUCCUUAGCGUUUUUGGCCACGCGAGCUCAGCGUAGUACACCGUGAAAAAAAGAAUCGCAGCCGGGUUUUCGGGAUCGAGGUGGAGUGCGGAAAGGUGCGGAAGUUUGUUGAUUCGAUCGCAAAAGUGGGAGGCUUCCUGGUCCAAUUCCAUCCAAAGAAUUGUAACGUGUAUCGCCCGGAAGCUAGUAACGUGGUGCAGUUCGCAGUGAACGGUCUACUUGGCCAGAGAGAUAAAAGCGACCCCAACCAAACCGAAACAGAACCUUUGUCACGAUGGCCGAUGCAAAAUCCGAGAUCGACAGCGACGCGGAGCAAAAUUAUUCGCUCAACAGCACCGUGGACCCCAAGAACAUGCAAGAAUUGACCGUUUAUGUUCAAAAUCUGCUGCAAAAUGUGCAGGAUAAGUUCCAGACCAUGUCCGACCAAAUCAUUUCGCGAAUCGACGACAUGGGAACCAGGAUAGACGAUCUCGAGAAGAAUAUCGCCGAUCUGAUGCAGCAGGCCGGUGUCGAAGGACAGGAUAAAUGAAGCGGCUCCCGGGCAUGCUAACUAGAAGUGCAACAUUUCGUGUCUUCUCGUUGGAGAUGUUUUUUUUUUUAAAUAAUCGCAUCCUCUUCCCAGGAAACGCACUAUAGAGCACGUAAGCAUAAUGGUUUGAGAAUGAGACGCUUAUUAUUUCGGAAAAAUCUACUUCCUUCUGGGGCACCGCCCGGCAAUUUGAGUCUCAAUAUUCACACAAAUUGGCUUCAGGAAGGAUGUGUAGAGCGCAGAUCCAGAUAUGCAUUUGUUUGGUAAAUUUUCUUAAUGGAUCACGAAGUACAGAACCAUUGUUGGUAGAAUAUUUACCCUUUUUUUAAAUGUAAUGUAAGCACUACCAAGGAAUAAAUCAAUACACGGGCAAUCAAAUAA